CGGGCAGCGCGGGGCGGCGCGGAGCGGUGCGGGCAGCGCGGGGCGGGGGCAGCGGCAGCGCGGGGCGGUGCGGAGGCUCUGCCUGUGCCGCUGCGCUGCCUGUGCCGCUGCGCGCUGCCGGGCGGUCCGGAGGAGGGAGGGGAGAGCGGGUGCAGCCCCCUCCCCUGCCCGCCCUCCUGUCGCCGCCGGCGCGGCGCGGAGCGGAGGGGCGUGGAGAGGCGGCCCCGCGCGGCGGCUGCCCGCGCGGGCAGGGCAGGCAGGGCAGGGCAGGGCAGGCUGCGCGCGGCCGCCGGCAGGGAUGAGCCCCCGCCAGGGAUGAGCCCCCGCGGCGCGGCCCGCUGAGCUCCGCCGCCAGCAGCCCCCGGGCCGGGCCGGGCUCGGCGUCCCCCGCCCCAAGAGCCGCGGCGGGGCCCGCCGGGGAUGCGGGGGGGAACCCGCCGCGGCGCUCCGCCAGACACCAAGACAACCUGUGAAGAAGCUCCAUGAAGGUGACCAGCCAUGCAAUGUUCCUGGAAGGCUGUCCUCCUACUAGCCUUGGCAUCCAUAGCGAUCCAGUACACAGCAAUCCGGACCUUCACCGCCAAGUCCUUCCACAGCUGCCCCAUCCCCAACCCUGUGAACUGCAGCCUGAGCCAGGACACCGAUGCGGCCGACAGGCUGUGCGACGAGAGCCCCACUUUUGCGUAUAACCUCUCCAGGAAGACGCACGUCCUCAUCCUUGCCACCACCCGCAGCGGCUCCUCAUUUGUCGGGCAGCUGUUUAACCAGCACUUCGAUGUCUUCUAUUUAUUUGAGCCCCUCUACCACGUCCAGUACACCCUGAUCCCAAAGCUGACCCAGAGCAAGAGUACGACGGACAGGCGGGUCAUGCUGGGCGCCAGCCGAGACCUGCUGAGGAGCCUGUACGACUGCGACCUCUACUUCUUGGAGAACUACAUCAAACCCCAGCCUGUCAACCACACCACCGACCGCCUCUUCCGCAGGGGAGCCAGCAAGGCCCUGUGCUCGCCGCCCGUCUGCGAGUCCCUGGGAGCCGUCGAUCUCCACCUGGAGGAGGGAGACUGCGUGAAGAAGUGUGGUACCUUGAACCUGACGCUGGCCACCGAGUCCUGCAGAGAGCACGGCCACGUGGCUAUCAAAACUGUGCGGGUGCCCGAGGUCAGCGACCUCCGGGCCCUGGUGGAGGACCCGCGGCUGAACUUGAAGGUCAUCCAGCUGGUGAGGGACCCCCGGGGGAUCCUGGCGUCCCGGAGCGAGACUUUCCGGGACACUUACCGGCUGUGGAGGAUCUGGGACGGCACUGGCAGGAAGCCGUACAACCUGGACGUGACCCAGCUCACCACAGUGUGCGAGGACUUCUGGAACUCUGUGUCCACCGGCCUCAACCGGCCGCUGUGGCUCAAGGGCAAGUACAUGCUGGUGCGGUACGAAGACCUGGCCAGGAACCCCAUGAAAAAAACCGAGGAGAUUUACGAUUUCCUGGGCAUCCCCAUGGACAGCAACGUCGAGCGCUGGAUACAGAACAACACCCGAGGAGACAGGUCCUCCUCCAAACACAAGUAUGGGACGGUGCGUAACUCGGCGGCGACAGCGGAGAAGUGGCGGUUCCGGCUGUCCUACGAGAUCGUGGCGUUCACCCAGCACGCCUGCCAGCAGGUGCUGGCGCAGCUCGGCUACAAAACCGCCAGCUCCGAGGAGGAGCUGAAGAACCUCUCCAUCAGCCUGGUGGAGGAGAGAGACUUCCUGCCCUUCUCCUAAGGCAGCCCCGGGGGGUGCUGGUUUUGAUAUGGACCAUUUCUAACUGUUGCCUUAUUUUCUUUUGUUUUGUUUCCCCCUCCUUUCUCUCUCUUGUCUUUUUCUCUCCAAAAUUUGCACUAAACCUUGAGUGGGAAUCAGAGUCCAGGGGAAGUGAUUGCUGCCCCUCAACACGUUUCGGACGCAAGAGGAAUCGGGUCUCUCCAAGCAAGAGCUAGAACUGUGGACGGGUAACAAUGUUUACAAAACACACAAAAUGUAUAAAAGCAACCUUCAAGCUUUCCAAACCGAAGGGUACCUGAGGUACUGUACUUUUGCACUGUUUACUUUUACAAUGUAAGAGGUAAAUAUAAAUAUAAUUUAUGAAUGGUGGUGUCCCCUCCAGAGUAACUCCCCUUGCCCCUGAUGAGCAGGUUAGACUGGAAGCUGAGCGUGGAACAACCUCCUCGUUUUUGAUCUCGGUGCAACAUGUCUGUUUGUUUAAGUCCUGUUAUUGGGCUGGGCAGUUGAUCAGCUGCUCGUACAUGGUUGUUUGGUAACACCUGUGAUAUUUCUUUGUGCCAAAAACCCACAAAAGAAGAAAAAAAAAAAAGGGAAAAAAAGUGAUUGGGUGGUUUGGUAAAAGCCCAACACAUUUAAUGCUUUAUUUCUGUGUUUUCUGUAAAUAAAAGUGCAAUAAAACUGA
Grus americana (Whooping crane) is the source of this 2440-nucleotide messenger RNA. It is a transcript of the gene CHST1, whose product is annotated as carbohydrate sulfotransferase 1. The transcript is spliced from 2 exons. Lineage: Eukaryota; Metazoa; Chordata; Aves; Gruiformes; Gruidae. Bases 499 to 1758 code for a protein of 419 amino acids. Gene Ontology annotation, biological process: keratan sulfate proteoglycan metabolic process; N-acetylglucosamine metabolic process; carbohydrate metabolic process. Gene Ontology annotation, cellular component: Golgi membrane. The record is from RefSeq and is a predicted model, not a curated record. Gene Ontology annotation, molecular function: keratan sulfotransferase activity; N-acetylglucosamine 6-O-sulfotransferase activity.